Molecule: messenger RNA, 831 nt
Organism: Saxophila tyrrhenica
Lineage: Eukaryota; Fungi; Ascomycota; Dothideomycetes; Mycosphaerellales; Extremaceae
Exons: 1
Coding region: 1-831 (276 amino acids)
Source: RefSeq, a predicted model, not a curated record
AUGGACGGUCAAGAUCUACCAGAACAGCCUCCAAGACAGUCUCACCUGCUCUCCUUGCCGGCAGAGCUUCGAGUACAAAUCUUCGAAUACAUCUUCCACGACUCAACCAAGGACUGCGGCCUCAUCAAACAAAGUGGCCGCCUCAUCAUUGACGACAACUAUGACCCCAACAAAGGCCUGGCACCACUUCUUGUCUGCCAUCAGAUGUAUCGAGACAGCGUCUACCUCGGACUAGCAACAACCAACUUCAUCAUACCCAACCUCUUCGGCGACAUCCCUCAACGACUCUCAGCUCUUCGACCCAAGCAGAUUGAGUCCGUUCGCAACGUCACCUUUAUGGCGGAUGCUCGACAAUUCCGCAAGCUCAUGGACUGGCGACAACAUCCCUUCGACAUGGCGAACCUCCAACUCGACACCCUCACCAUAGUCCUUCACCGAUCAAGCUUCUGGCACUACCUCUUUGACUACACCGAAGGCAUUGUGAAACUACUCCGCAAAUUACAGGGGGUUCGCCGCCUCGUGAUUGUCCGCAACGAUGCCCGCGUCAAAGGCAGCCUCAAGACCUGGUACAACCGGCUUGUCGGGCUGAUUCUGAAGGUCGACCAUCACCAACGGUACGAAGUCUACCCGCCGUGUCUUGAGGAUGUCUGGUGGACGUGGAGUUUCAACAAAACCGAGCAGACGCUGUCACUAGAGGCGAAGCCGUCGAAGCCGCUGGUUGAUGAGGAUGUGUAUUUCCAGACUGUGCUGCCGCUGAUGGAGGACCUGCGAGAUAGUGUGGAGAAUGAGGAGUGGAAUCCGGAUCCCAGGAGUCGGUACAUGUAUUAUUAA